Messenger RNA from Ilex paraguariensis (yerba mate), 1820 nucleotides. The record is from the annotation of a GenBank genome assembly. Lineage: Eukaryota; Viridiplantae; Streptophyta; Magnoliopsida; Aquifoliales; Aquifoliaceae.
AUGCCAAACAUAAGUAUUGCCAAUGCCAAACAUAAUGUUUGCUUGAAAGACUUAACAAUGGGGAAUCGCCUUGGUCUCUAUUCUUUUUCCAUAAAUAUGUUUAAAAAAAAUAGAAAACCUUUGCCCAUUGACACCAUGUUCAAGCUUCCUUCUCCAAUACUCACUUGGCCUGCAGGUACUCUCUAUCCUCUGUGUGAAGGCUUUGCAAGUGGAACAAUUGAUCUAGGAGGACUAGAGGUGUGUCAAAUUACAUCUUUCACUAAAGUUUGGGCUACACAUGAGGGAGGACCAGACAAUCUUGGGGCAACAUUUUUUGAACCAUCUUCUUUUCCAGAUGAGUUCUUUAUGCUUGGUUACUAUAGCCAACCAAACAAUAAGGCUCUUUUUGGAUGGGUCCUCGCCGGAAAAGAUGUCACCGGAGACCCUUCCGGUGAAGGAACUCUGAAGCAGCCAAUUGAUUACACUCUAGUUUGGAGUAGUGAGUCAUUGAAAAUCAAGCAAGAUGGCCAUGGUUAUAUUUGGCUACCAACACCACCUGAUGGUUAUAAGGGCAUUGGUCAUGUUGUCACGAGCUCUCCUCAGAAGCCUUCCCUUGAUAAAAUUCGGUGUGUUCGUGCUGAUUUUACUGAUGAAAAUGUAAAUGAUGCGUGGAUUUGGGGCCCGACGAAGGAGAUCAAUGCAAAUGGGUUCAAUGUUUAUGCCUCAAAACCAACAAAAAUUGGGACACAAGAUUUAAGUGUCUCUGCAGGUACAUUUAUAGCCCAAAAUGGUAAAAUUGCUUCUCUUCCUUGUUUGAAGAAUGUCAAACAAAAUUUAACUGCUAUGCCUAAUCUAAGCCAAAUUCAGGCAUUGAUUCAAGUUUACUCUCCAUGGAUUUACCUCCACCCUGAUGAACAAUACCUUCCCUCUUCUGUAAGUUGGUUUUUCAAAAAUGGGGCAUUGCUUUAUCGAAAAGGCCAAGAAUCGAACCCAGUUUCCAUUGACCCUACAGGCUCAAGUCUUCCCCAAGGUGGUUCAAAUGAUGGUGCUUAUUGGUUAGACCUCCCAAUUGAAGCAUCAGCCAAAGAGAGAGUUAAAAAGGGAGAUCUUCAAGAUGCUGGGGUCUAUAUGCACAUAAAACCUGUACUAGGUGCAACAUUCACAGACAUAGCUACAUGGGUAUUUUACCCUUUUAAUGGGCCAGCAAGGGCAAAAGUAGAAUUCAUUAAUAUUUCCUUAGGAAAAAUAGGUGAACAUUUAGGUGAUUGGGAACAUGUGACAUUAAGGAUCAGCAAUUUCAAUGGGGAGCUAAAAAGUGUCUAUUUUUCACAGCAUAGUAAGGGAAUAUGGGUGAGUGCCUCAGAGCUUGAGUUCCAAAAUGGUAACAAACCGGUGACUUAUGCAUCGUUGCAUGGCCAUGCCUUUUACCCCAAACCAGGGCUGGUUUUGCAGGGCAAUGGAGCGAUAGGGAUAAGGAAUGAUACCGCGAAAAGCAAGAUGGAGAUGGACACUGGGGUGAGGCAUUUGGUGAUUGCUGCAGAGCACUUGGGGUCAGAGAUUGUUGAGCCACCAUGGUUAAACUAUGCUAGAGAAUGGGGACCAAAGAUAAACUAUGACAUUGAUGAAGAGAUCAAGAAGGUGGGGAAACUGUUGCCUGGGAAGCUUAAAACCGCAUUUGAGAAGUUGGUGAAGAGUCUUCCUGACGAGGUGUUGGGUGAGGAAGGGCCUACUGGCCCCAAAUGGAAAGCUAAUUGGAGUGGGGAUGAGAGGGUGUGAUUGUAAAACGCGACAUAGUGUUCGAGACUCUCGUUGUAAAGGUAUAUGGAGUAGUUCAAAUGUAU